Pieris macdunnoughi is the source of this 1044-nucleotide messenger RNA. NCBI's taxonomy places the organism in Eukaryota, Metazoa, Arthropoda, Insecta, Lepidoptera, Pieridae. The record is from the annotation of a GenBank genome assembly.
AUGAAUCGCAGAUUAAUUCUCUCUGUAAGUGUGUCUAUGAGUGAAGCAUUCUGGGACGUUGGUACCAGCACACCGUUCCCUAAUCGCCUUGACAAAGUGGGGCGCACCAGCUUUUUCCGAUGGCAGAAAGCAGAGUCAACCUCUGGGGCGUUCUCGAAAGGGACUAUAGACUGGAAUGAUGAAUAUAACAGAUUUCGUUUGAGUGUCGUCGCUGGAAUAUCUAUAGACGCAAUUCCUCUGUCCACAGCUGCGAUAUUAAACCAGCGAAUUUUGCUAACAUCCGCCAACUACCUCGUCCCCUACCUCCACAGACAGACGGACCUUCGGAUCUGGGCUUUGGGCAGAGCUGGCUAUUACAACACACCAUACCGUUACCGCGUCUGGCGGGUCUGGCGUAUCUUCGCGCCCAGCAUGAAUCCCGAACACCAGCACGGUCCCAAAGGAGAGCACAGUCCCAGGCACGACCUCGCUGUCAUAUUCAGCCGGGAUCGUAUGUUCGUCUACUGGAAACCGUCGCAAUCUUAUCAGUAUCCUUAUCAAACGUUUCUAAUCCAGCCACAUUUGACCAUCAUCAAAACGGUAACAGCCGAAGAGGACAAACUCCUCUAUGCUGGCUCGGGGUAUGAAUAUAUGGAGCACGUCAGAGAAAAUUACAAAAUCUACUUCGCACUGCCAAAGGAGGAGCACAUUGUCGACUGUUCGAAAUACCUUCCGAAAUUCUGGGGGAAGUUUAUAUGCUUCAAGAAUGUUUUGAGAUUUUCUGGGAUCCAAAACGGUGGUCCACUGUUGCUAGGGGAGAAUCUUCUUGGGGUUGGUUGCUUCGAGAUUCGCGUGAAUGAGGAUAGGAUUUUUGCGUUCACUGAUUUGAGAUACUAUGUCCAUAUUAUUAAACAAGUGGCGGAACUGAAGGCUCAUCAGUAUUAUGAAUACGCGUAUCCCCAGUGGGGGGUUCAUUAUGGAGCCUUUAGUUCUAUAUCCGGUAAUCUCCCCAGAAUUCCGAAGCUGUAUACGCCGUGGUGGGUCAAGGUGGAUCAUCUUGGCUAA